AGAGUGGGCUUUGCUGGAUCGUGGUCAGAGGAAGCUUUACAGAGAUGUGAUGCUGGAGACCUGCAGGAACCUGUCCUCCGUGGAGAAGCAGGAGUUUCACAGCAGUGGAGAUCUGACCCGAAUGCAGCAAGGGCUUUUGAGGUAUUGAUCAUGUGAAAAAACAUUGCGUUGGAAAAAAUGGUCAGAGAAAACUGUAUGUACGAACCCCCAAAUGUUAUGACUCUGUUUGAGUUGUCAGCCAGAGAUUAUGGCAUAAGCAUGAUGGGUUUUAGGCUUUUACCAUUUUGUAAACAUGCAGACAGUGCCACAAACAUCACUAUUCAUUGACAGUGGCCAUUAUAUAGUGCAAUAAUGAUUAACAAACAUCAAUAGAUCGUUAAUUAAGAGAUAGUUUGUAAUCAUCAUUUCCUAACCAUGUACCUUCCUAUUUUGAACAGAAGUCCUCUGGUGGAGAGUGUCUGUGAACGUAUUGAAGGAGAUCAAUGUGGAGAAACGCUGAACCCAAUUACAAGUCUUACUGUGCAUGAGGGGUGUCCUACUGGAGGCAAAUCCUGUGAAUGCACUAAGUGUAGAGAAGCCUUUGCAGAUGGUUCCUUACUAGAGAAGCCGCGAAAACCUCACCCACAACUCAAACCUAGUCCUAGUGAGGAGUGUGGGCAGGCUUGCAGCUCUGUUACAAGCCUCAACACUCAUGUGGACACAGACCUUGUAGAGAAACCCUGUGAAGGUCAGGUCACCGGGAGAGCAUCGGAGACAUAUGCGAAGAGUCUCCGUAGUAAAAAGUCUAUAGAGUGCAAGAAAUGUGGAAAAACUUUCACUUGCACAGCUUCCUUUAAACGUCAUGUGCAAGGUCACUGUGGACAGAGAGUCCAUGUGUGUGACACGUGUGGGAAAACCUUCGUGUAUCACUGCUACCUUACACGUCAUGUGAGAAUUCACACUGGGGUGAGACCCUAUGAAUGUCAGGAGUGUGGGAGAGCCUUCGGGUAUAAGUCAAGCCUGCAAAACCAUGUCAGGACCCACGCUCGGGAGAAACCCUAUAAAUAUCAGCCGGGUGGGAAAGCCUUCCCUGGUCAGCAUUCCUUUCGAAUACCUGAGAGAAAACACACAGGGUAUGCACCCUUUGAAUGUAAGGAGUGUGGCAAAACUUUCAAGAAACGUCUACAUUUUGAAUGUCACAUGACCACACACAAUGUAGUGAAACCCUAUGAAUGUCUGGAGUGUGGCAGAGCCUUUAGGCAUCACUCAGACCUGCGAGUUCAUAUGAGGACACACACUGGGGAAAGACCCUAUGAAUGUAAGGGAUGUGGGAAAUCCUUCCGGAAGUAUCAUCAUAUUAAACGUCACAUGGUUAUUCACAGUAUAGUGAAACCCUAUGAAUGUAAGGAAUGUGACAGGGGCUUUGGGGAUCAAACACACCUGAGAAUACAUAUGAGGACACACACUGGGGAAAGACCGUAUGAAUGUAAGCAGUGUGGGAAAGCCUUCAGAUAUCAGUGGAAUCUGCGAGGACAUGUGACAACACACACCAGGGAGAGACCCUAUGAAUGUCCGGAGUGUGGGAAAACCUUCAGGUAUAAGUCAUGCCUACAAGAACAUGUGACAACACACACGGGGGAGAAACCCUAUGAAUGUCAGGAGUGUGGGAAAGCCUUCAGGUAUAAGUCGUGCCUGCGAGAACAUAUGAGGAGACACACUGGGGAGAGACCCAAUAAAUGUCAGCACUGUGGGAAAGCCUUCCUUCGUCACUACACCCUCGUACUACAUACUGCGAGAAGACACUCAGGGGAUGGACACUUGGAAUGUAAGGAGUGUGGGGAAACUUUCAGGAAGCAUCGGCCUUUUGAACGCCACAUGACCACACACAAUGUAGUGAAACCCUACGAAUGCGAGGAGUGUGGCAAAACCUUCAGGUAUCACAGAGACCUAAGGAUACAUGUGCGGACCCACACUGAGGAAAAACCCUUUAAAUGUCAGCACUGUGGGAAAGCCUUCCCAUCUCCUUCAAACCUGGGAGUACAUAUGAGGACACACUCUGGAGGGAGAUCUUACGAAUGUCAGCGGUGUGGGAAUGCCUUUACCUCUCCUGCUAGCCUGCGAGCCCAUAUGAGGACACAUGCUGGGGAGAGACCUUUUGAGUGUAUCGAGUGUGGGAAAGCUUUCAAUCAGCUGCAAAUUUUUCAAAGUCAUUUGAAAACACACAGCACCAUUAAAUCCUAUGAAUGUAAGAAGUGUGGGAAGGUGUACAAGUUCUCCUCGUCUCUUCGAGCGCAUAUGAAGAAACACCCUGGGGAGAGACCUUGACAGAUCACCGCUUCCUUCAAGAACAGGUGAG
Molecule: messenger RNA, 2335 nt
Organism: Prionailurus viverrinus (fishing cat)
Lineage: Eukaryota; Metazoa; Chordata; Mammalia; Carnivora; Felidae
Product: zinc finger protein 77-like
Exons: 3
Coding region: 415-2304 (629 amino acids)
Biological process (GO): regulation of DNA-templated transcription
Source: RefSeq, a predicted model, not a curated record